Clarias gariepinus (North African catfish) is the source of this 874-nucleotide messenger RNA. RefSeq names its product leptin receptor gene-related protein-like. The record is from RefSeq and is a predicted model, not a curated record. Bases 71 to 514 code for a protein of 147 amino acids. The transcript has 4 exons. Lineage: Eukaryota; Metazoa; Chordata; Actinopteri; Siluriformes; Clariidae. Gene Ontology annotation, cellular component: endosome. Gene Ontology annotation, biological process: negative regulation of growth hormone receptor signaling pathway; late endosome to vacuole transport via multivesicular body sorting pathway.
GUGUGUGUGAUAAUUCGUGUUGCGGCCCCUUUAAGACUCGCUCCAGGAGGAAACAGGAAGUUUCUGCUCCAUGAACAUUAACACAAAGAAACAAACCGAAAGAGUGUGUGUGUGUGACAUGGCGGGGAUUAAAGCACUGGUCAGUCUGUCAUUCAGCGGCGCCCUUGGACUGACCUUCCUGCUCCUGGGCUGCGCGUUGGAGCAGUUUGGAGUGUACUGGCCUCUGUUCGUGCUGAUUUUCUAUGUGAUCUCGCCGCUGCCACACUUAAUCGCCACCAGGCUCGGAGACAGCACGGACUCCUCCAGCAAUGUCUGCAGGGAACUGGCACACUUCAUAACCACGGGGAUCGUGAUCUCAGCUUUCGGGCUGCCCGUCAUACUGGCACGCAAAGAAGUGAUCAAAUGGGGGGCCUGCGGGUUGGUGAUGGCGGGAAACAGCGUCAUCUUCCUCACCAUCCUCGGCUUCUUCCUGGUGUUCGGCAACAGCGAUGACUUUAGCUGGGAGCAGUGGUAAAGCCGCAUCUGAGGACGGGUUGCCAGAUCUAGAGGGAAUCCGAAUGUUUUUUUUUGUUCUGAGGAGAGGGAAGUGGGUGCAAUACGGGGGGGAGGGGGAGGAGUUAAGGCUAAGCUUUAUUAGUAACAUUAACGGCGGUGUUGUUAAGGGCCGGGGAAAGGGGGGGGGGAUAUAUGGGUUGGGGAUUCGUCAGGGCGAGGAAGAAGGAACAUCAGUGUCCUUUCACUGAAUCGCCAAGUCCCGCUUUAAACCAACACACACGCUUCUUAUUAAAAACUGACGUCACAUUGGGUAAUGUAGGAUGUGCGCUUUACGUAAGGUUUUCACUUCAUUCAUGCUGGAUUUAUAAUCGACACUAGU